Messenger RNA from Pollicipes pollicipes, 1173 nucleotides. RefSeq names its product solute carrier family 2, facilitated glucose transporter member 6-like. The transcript has 2 exons. Bases 1 to 1173 code for a protein of 390 amino acids. The record is from RefSeq and is a predicted model, not a curated record. Gene Ontology annotation, biological process: transmembrane transport. Gene Ontology annotation, cellular component: membrane. Lineage: Eukaryota; Metazoa; Arthropoda; Thecostraca; Pollicipedomorpha; Pollicipedidae. Gene Ontology annotation, molecular function: transmembrane transporter activity.
AUGGGUCAGCUGCUGCUGGCCUUCGGCUUGAACUUCGGCAUGAACAGCGUCACCCUCAUCCAGGUGCCGGGCGAUCCUGACGGCUUUCUCAGCGCCGACCAGCCCAACUGGUUGAUCGCCGCCACCUCGCUGGGUGGCAUGCUAGGCGGCCUGAUGGGCGCGCCGGUGGCCAUACCCGAGGGCUGCGUGCGUGGCUACGUGUCUGAGAUUGUGCCGCCCAAGCGCCGUGCCCUCUUCAGCGCCCUGUCGAACUUCAUGAUUUGCCUGGGCCAGGUGCUGGUUGUGGCCGUGGCGCCGCUGCUGCACUGGCAGGUGCUGUUCAUCGUGGUAGGCGUGGUGCCGGCCGCGCUUUGCCUCUCCGGUCUCCUCUUCCUGCCCAACUCGGCCAAGUGGCUGCUCUCGGGCGGCCACUCGGAGGAGGAAGCCGUGCGCUCCAUACAGUUCUUCCGUGGCACGCAGGUGGACGCCGCUGCCGAGGUAUGCAGUAUCCACGAUUCACUGCAGCACGCACAUGCGGACGGCGCCGCACUGCCCAUGUGGACGCUGCUGCGUCAGCCGGGCACGUGGCGUCCGCUGUCACUGGUCUUCAUCCAGAUGGUACUGUUGCCUUGGUGCGGCAGCUCCACGCUGAUGCUCAUCACCGCCUUCGUGCUGGCGUCGGUGCGGCUUCCGCUAAGCGAGUACCAGCGAGCCAUGCUGCCAGCCGCGCUCGCCGCGGUCGUCAGCGUGCCCGGCGGCAUGAUCAUCGAAAGAUACGGCCGGCUACCGGUGCUGCGUCUGGGCGGCGUGCUCUCUGCCAUUGGCUGCGCUGCGGUCGCCGCGUACUUCUUCCUGGCCCCGGAGUCCCACAAGCGUCUCGGCUGGAUUGUGCUGGCGGGCGCUGGCCUGACGCAGGUGGCCGUUGUCGGCAUGCUCGCCAACGUCGCAUUCAACUACGUCACCGAGCUGCUGCCCAACAAAACGCGCGCCUUGGGCGCGAACAUCGUCCUCGUUGUGCUGAAUUUGAAUGUAUUUGUGCUGCUAAAAUUGUACCCACUAAUCAGAGAUGGGAUUGGUCUGGGUGGAGGCUUCGUCAUCCACUCGCUGGUAAGCCUGUGCCAGGUGUUCUUUGCCACAUUUUGCCUGAAGGAAACAAAGGGUCUCUCGCUGGAGCAGAUUCAGCAUCUGUUUUAG